ACCACCAUCACUCUCUUUUUUUUUUAACUACCGGUAACCGACUUCAUUCCUUCGUUUCUUACCGAGUUCUCUCCUGGUUGGGUCACUCUUCACAACAACAACAAUAACAACAAUCAUGAAAUUCGCCGCCUUCGCCUUCGCGGCAUCUCUGGUCGCUGCCGCGCCCCGGGUCGUCCAGGUUCACCCUUCCGACAUCCGGCCCCGCCGCAUCGGAGGAUCCAAGUUCAAGCUGCCGCAGAUUCACAAUGACAUGUUCCGGCAGCACGGCAGAGGGCCCAGGGCUCUCGCCAAGGUCUACGAGAAGUACGACAUUGAGCUGCCCACCGACCUGAUGGACGUCGUGCAAAAGAUCCUCAGCGAGCUCGGCAUCAAGCAGACUCUCAAGCCCGUCACCGCCGGCCACAAGCCCCAUGGCAGCAAGAACAACAACGGGGCGCCGUACACGAACGAGACGGAUGAUCAAGGCGAGGUCUCUGCCACCCCGCAGCUCUACGACGUCGAGUAUCUGGCCCCGGUCGAGAUCGGCACGCCGCCGCAGACGCUGAUGCUCAACUUCGACACGGGCUCGUCCGACCUGUGGGUGUUCAGCUCCGAGACGCCCAGCAAGCAGCAGGGCGGCCAGAAGCUGUACCAGAUCGAGGAGAGCAGCACGGCCACCAGGCUGUCCAACCACAGCUGGUCGAUCCACUACGGCGACGGCAGCCACUCGUCCGGCAACGUGUACCUCGACACCGUCAGCGUCGGCGGCGUCAACGUGUUCCAGCAGGCCGUCGAGUCGGCCACCUACGUGUCGUCGUCCUUCGUCGGCGACGCCGCCUCCUCGGGCCUGCUCGGCCUCGGCUUCGACUCCCUCAACACCGUCACGCCCAAGAAGCAGAAGACCUUCAUCUCCAACGCGCUGGAAUCGCUCGAGAUGGGCCUGUUCACCGCCAACCUGAAGAAGGCCGAACCGGGCAACUACAACUUCGGCUUCAUCGACGAGACCGAGUUCACCGGCCCGCUCACCUUCAUCGACGUCAACUCGACCGACGGGCACUGGCAGUUCGAGGCGUCGGGCUUCUCCAUCCACGCGGCCAACUCGACCGGCGACGACAUGGCGUCCAUGUUCGUGCCCGUCAGCCACGCCGCCAUCGCCGACACGGGCACCACCCUGCUCAUGCUGCCCGCCGCCGUCGCCCAGGCCUACUACCUGCAGGUCGCCGGCGCCCGCACCGCCGCCGAGGUCGGCGGCUGGGUGUUCCCCUGCGACGCGUCGCUGCCCGACCUGACGCUGCACAUCGGCGCGUACAAGGCGGUGAUUCCGGGCGAGCUGAUGGUGUUCGCGCCGGUGGAUACCGAUGAUUUGGAUACCGCGACGGUCUGCUAUGGGGGGAUCCAGAGCUCGAGCGGCAUGCCGUUUGCGAUUUAUGGCGAUGUCUUCUUCAAGGCGCAGUUUACCGUCUUCGAUGUCGAGGCGGGCAAGCUGGGGUUUGCGCCUAAGCCGGAGCUUUGAAAGGGGGGUCGUUUUUUUAACGAGAAAUU
Chaetomium fimeti is the source of this 1521-nucleotide messenger RNA. Its product is annotated as aspartic peptidase domain-containing protein. NCBI's taxonomy places the organism in Eukaryota, Fungi, Ascomycota, Sordariomycetes, Sordariales, Chaetomiaceae. Gene Ontology annotation, biological process: proteolysis. Gene Ontology annotation, molecular function: aspartic-type endopeptidase activity. The transcript is spliced from 3 exons. The record is from RefSeq and is a predicted model, not a curated record. The coding region runs from base 116 to 1492 and encodes 458 amino acids.